AAGGACUGAAGAAAACAUCACAAAGAAAUGUGCUGUGGAGAUGGAGAUUGUAGGCCUUUGGCCUUCCUAUUAAGCCUGCCCUUCGCCUUUCUUGCUCUCCUCGUCUCUCUUGUGGGCAUCAUCAUUUGGAUUGUCGGUAUACUGUUGAGCAUCAUAUGCCCAUGUUGCCUGUGCGUGACUGUGCUAGUGGAGAUGGCCCUGCAAUUGAUCAAAGCCCCCAUCCACGUUAUGGAGUGGUUCACCUCUCAGAUUCCCUGCUAGAUUAAUUCUUCUCCCUCUUUUUGUAACUUCUUCUUUUUCACAUCUUUGUUAGGAAAUUUAAAGUAAAUUGUAGACUCUGUUUUAUCUUCCUCUGCAUCUCUUGUUGUUAUUGAAUCAUUUACUUCAUCCUAGUUGCUAUUUCUGAUCCUUCU
This is a messenger RNA of Coffea arabica (coffee), 413 nucleotides long. Its product is annotated as signaling peptide TAXIMIN 1. The record is from RefSeq and is a predicted model, not a curated record. Lineage: Eukaryota; Viridiplantae; Streptophyta; Magnoliopsida; Gentianales; Rubiaceae.